Messenger RNA from Melanotaenia boesemani (Boeseman's rainbowfish), 1791 nucleotides. RefSeq names its product mitochondrial fission regulator 2 (gene mtfr2). Gene Ontology annotation, biological process: mitochondrial fission; aerobic respiration. Gene Ontology annotation, cellular component: mitochondrion. The record is from RefSeq and is a predicted model, not a curated record. NCBI's taxonomy places the organism in Eukaryota, Metazoa, Chordata, Actinopteri, Atheriniformes, Melanotaeniidae. Bases 250 to 1284 code for a protein of 344 amino acids. The transcript is spliced from 8 exons.
UCAGAUCUACUGGCAUAACGCGAAAGCAAAGAGGAAUUCUGCAAGUUCUUAGCUACAUAAAUACUGCUAAUAUAUUUAUCGCAAACGAUUUAGGAAAAGUGUGUUAACCGGAGUUCCGGGUUUUUUUUUUAUGUGAAAACGUGUCGAAGGUGUAAAGAUGUGAGUCCUCUCUGUAUUGGCCUUAAACAAAGUUAGUCAGCAGAAAGACGAGCUUUGCAGUCGUCAGCUGGUGCAUGAAAAGUCCUUGCAAUGUCUUUAGUGGAGGAUAUUCUGGAUGUGCUGCGCAUGGUCAUGGAGUAUUUUGGAGUACCUCCAGACAUGCUAGUUCCUGUGUGGGAUAGCCAACUGUGUGGUCAGUAUCGCAGCAUUGUGCGAAUGAUUGGGACAAAUCUUCCACUGAAGCCUACUCCACGUGUUCACUUUCAGAUCCCCCUGGUCACUUAUAGAGCCCAUGGACAUGUUGACGAGAAAGAAAUACCAGCCAUCCCCUCAUUCGCUGACGUCAUGUGGGUGUUUAAUGAUGAAGGUGACAUGUUUGCCAAAACCAGAAACCAUUUACCUCCAAGGAAGCAAAUGGCUGUAAAUCAAGGCCUGAUGAGAUACCCAAGACCGUCACUGAGUCAGCAUCAUAGAGGAGUAACAUCCAACAGACAGUCAGCUGAUCCAGACGCCCUGAAGAAGAUCACAGCUCUGGAGAGCGAACUGCUCAAACUACGAGCUGAGAUCGCCAAGAUUGUUACUGCUGCUCCACCCUCAGGUCCGAUUGAUGCCCCACGUUCACCUUUGAUAUCAUCUCCUCCAGUCCCAGCUCUCACUUCAACACCUCGCUGUGCUGCUCCACCACCACCACCACCACCACCUCCUCCUCCUCCACCUCCCUGCCCAAGCUCCUCAACAGAAACAUCCCUUUUGGAGAUGAUAAAACAACACAAAAAAAAAGAGGCCGAUAAUGGUCUGCCCCGGCACCAAAAUGCAGGAUUGGAAAAUAAAGGGAUUCCUUCCAUGUUAGAUGUUCUGAAGGACUUGAAUCAAGUGAAACUGCGUGCGGUGAAACGAUCACCAGGUGGCACACCAACCCGGAGGAGACGCAGUAAAGGAGGCGCCGCAUUGCUUAAUGAUCCUGCAGCCCUUAUUGCUGAAGCACUGAAGAGAAAGUUCGCCCAGCAACGUCACAACAACUCCUCCGACAAGGAGAAUUCAGUGGACCUUUCACCUUUCAGCAGUCCAGAGCCACCUCAGGUUUCUCUCCACACCAGACGCAGUCAGGGACGCCGCCACUUUUGAUCAGCCUAGUCAGUUAUUUUUAACUCCAAGAGGAGUCAUAAAUGGCCCUCAGCUCCCGCGGAUCAGCUUCUACCAGACUUCACCUGCAGCUACUGAGUUCACAUUUCAUUUGUAGGUUUAUGUUCUUUUAGGAGAGUUAAUCUUACAAAGGGCAAACCUGCAUGUUUCUUUAAGUGUCUUGUUGUUGGGGUUUUAAAUGUUUAAUUUUGUUAACGCAGUUGCUUGUAAAUGGGGGUUUUGGUACUAUUAUUAUUCUAUUUUAAAUGUGAGUAUAAGAGUGAUACAUCUGUGAAGAAAACCUCUAAACGAAAUAAUGUGAUGAUUUAUUUAAGCAGGUAUCCACUGUAGGUGGUAGCUACCUGCAUUUAUGUUUCUAAAAUCACUUUGUGAGGCUUUCAGUCAUAAUCUCAGCUUAGUAAAGUGAAUGUUGGGAUUUCAGAUUCAAACUCUAUGCAAUAUUUUUAAGUUGUUUUAUUCAUUAAAGAGUCAGAUCGCACUGACCACCAA